GUUUCCCACCAAAUAAAAAGACGCCAUGGAUUGGGAGUAGGUGGGAGAGAAGACCACAAGAAUAAUCUCUCUUUCUCUCUCUUAAAAUUGCCUCUCUGUAACUCUCUUUUUCUCUCCUCUGUAUCUCUCUCUCUCUCUUAAAAUUGGCUCUCUGUGUCUCUCUCUCUCUUAAAAUUGGCUCUCUGUAACUCUCUCUCUCUCUACUUGAAAGUCUCUUUCUCUCUCUACUAAAACUUGGCCGUCUCUCUCUAGUGGCGGGUAGGUAGAAGGAUAGAAGCAAGGAAAGAGAGGGUGCCCCCAACCCCCCUGUUUAAAAAGACCACCUUACCUUCCAUUCUUCUCUGCUACUCUCUCUCUCUCUCCUGGUUUUCCCGCUUGUAUAGGCUCCUCCGUCUUGCUUUUCUUUCUCCUGUAAUCUUCAAUGGCGUUUUCUUUGAGUUCUAAGCCCUUUGAUAGGGCUUCCUUGGCCGAUGGAGACUCUGGUUUUAGGAUGAACAAAUCAGAUCUCAGGAGAUUAUCGGUGUCCACUCUCCACAUCUCCACUCGCUAUAAGGCUCCCAAAACCCUUGAGGUUCGUGCUGGGAGUGGAAAUACAUUUGGGACUGUCUUUCGUGUCACAACAUUUGGAGAGUCUCAUGGAGGAGGGGUUGGAUGCGUAAUUGACGGCUGCCCUCCAAGGAUUCCCCUUUCAGAAGCGGACAUGCAAGUAGAGCUUGAUAGAAGGAGGCCAGGGCAGAGCCGCAUAACUACCCCAAGGAAAGAAACUGACACAUGCAGCAUUAUUUCUGGCAUUUCUGAAGGAAUGACUACUGGGACUCCUAUUGCAGUUGUCGUACCAAAUACAGAUCAAAGAGGACACGAUUACACUGAGAUGUCAAUGGCAUAUCGGCCCUCUCAUGCAGAUGCCACAUACGAUUUUAAGUAUGGUGUCAGAUCAGUACAGGGGGGCGGAAGGUCGUCUGCUAGGGAAACCAUUGGCAGAGUGGCAGCUGGUGCUGUUGCUAAGAAACUUCUCAAGAUAAAGACAGGAACAGAGGUUCUGGCCUAUGUUUCUCAGGUUCAUAAAGUUGUGCUUCCUGAAGGAGUUGUGGACAAUGAGAUGGUGACAUUAGAUCAGAUAGAAAGCAAUAUUGUGAGGUGUCCCGAUCCAGUUUAUGCUGACAAAAUGAUAGAUGCCAUUGAUGCUGUUCGAGUUAGGGGGGACUCUGUUGGUGGUGUUGUCACUUGCAUUGUGAGGAAUGUCCCACGUGGGCUUGGCACACCAGUAUUUGACAAGCUCGAAGCUGAGCUAGCUAAAGCAGUCAUGUCACUACCUGCAACUAAGGGGUUCGAAAUCGGCAGUGGAUUUUCAGGUACUUUUCUCACUGGGAGUGAGCAUAAUGAUGAGUUCUACACUGAUGAGCAUGGAAGAAUUCGGACUAGGUCUAAUAGAUCCGGUGGGAUACAGGGUGGAAUUUCUAAUGGUGAAACAAUAACCAUGAAGAUUGCCUUCAAGCCGACUUCAACAAUAGCGAAGAAGCAGCACACUGUUACACGAGACAAAAAAGAGACUGAACUUAUAGCACGUGGUCGCCACGAUCCUUGCGUGGUUCCUCGAGCUGUCCCAAUGGUAGAAGCAAUGGUGGCAUUGGUAGUACUAGAUCAACUGAUGUUACAGUAUGCACAGUGUGAGAUGUUUCCCAUCAACCCUGCCUUGCAAGAACCUCUUGAGCCAGUAGAGUCGAUUGCAGGUCAGCCAGUGUAAAAGAAAAGAGUGAGUUCUUAUCUUAUUACUACUUCCUUUUACAUAACGUGAAAAGGGAAGACCUUAAGAAUAUUUCAUCAAAAGAAUCCUCUGUAAAGUGGCUUCUUGUGAAAUGAAAAGAAUCCACUGGCCCUAUCUCAAGCCAAAUGAUAGUGAGUUGGGUUUUUCUUUUUUUGGCUGUGAACUUGUGUCAUGAAGCAUUUAGAGAGGAAUUUUCCCAUGGUGACUGAAGCCCUGUGUUAUUAUGUAUUGUAGUUUGAAGCUUUGGGAUUCUUUCUUGUAUUAAUAAACAAUGAAAAGCAACGUUAUUUUUUGAGUUCUCAAUUUUA
Molecule: messenger RNA, 2073 nt
Organism: Amborella trichopoda
Lineage: Eukaryota; Viridiplantae; Streptophyta; Magnoliopsida; Amborellales; Amborellaceae
Product: chorismate synthase, putative / 5-enolpyruvylshikimate-3-phosphate phospholyase
Biological process (GO): chorismate biosynthetic process; aromatic amino acid biosynthetic process
Cellular component (GO): cytosol
Molecular function (GO): FMN binding; chorismate synthase activity
Source: RefSeq, a predicted model, not a curated record